This is a messenger RNA of Helicoverpa zea (corn earworm), 2815 nucleotides long. Its product is annotated as putative transcriptional regulator cudA. The record is from RefSeq and is a predicted model, not a curated record. NCBI's taxonomy places the organism in Eukaryota, Metazoa, Arthropoda, Insecta, Lepidoptera, Noctuidae. The transcript is spliced from 2 exons. The coding region runs from base 117 to 1832 and encodes 571 amino acids.
CGCAGGCGCAGUGCACGCAGAUACCGGGCCGCAUCCACACGUGCGACAACCUGGCUUGACGUCUUCCGCACGUUGCUGUAAUUUUGUGCUACAAGUGCUCUUCGACAACCGGCAACAUGCGCCCUAUGUUGGCGUUGUUAUUCUUUUCUCUGCUUGCGUUGAGUUUGGGCGAAGAAACUACCACUGAUAGCUAUAAUGAUAAAUUUAAUACCAUUGAGCCUAAACCAUCCGUUAAACUAGAUCCUUAUAUAAGAAAGGCCUUACUUAAAGCUCUCAGUGAAUUGGAGGACUCAACAACAGGAUCUGAAGGGUUAGACGGGACUACUAAUUCAGAUGUAUACACAACUAGCGAGAAUAUUCCUGAGUCUCAAACGAAUAAAGAUGAAGUACAGAUUCAUUCAUUCAUCGUCAAUGGACAGUCUGCUUUUUCAAGUAAUAGCACAAACACACCUGCAAUAGUAGACAGCAAUAUAUCUAUUUUGAGCACUACUGCAGGAAAUGUUGAAAGCCAAGUAACAGCCACUUUACCCACAGCAGCUACAUUUCCUGAAAUAUUUCAAACAAGAGCAAGCGAGAACAAUCUGCUGCAGACAAGAAGCAUUGCUAGUACUUCUAAAUCGAACACAGAAAACGAUGCCAGUGUUAAAAAACCCACGUUUAAACCUAUAAUUUCUACAACUACUACAACAACUACUACUACUACAACCACAACUACUCCGAAGCCGACCCACAAUGACGACGGAGAAAACAUUGAAGAAGUUGAUAAACGUGAUGUACAAGUAUAUCAAGCUCCUUUGGUUGCAGCGUUUACUGUUCACCAAGAUCCACAAGGCCUGCCGAAAAAAGUUAUACCACUUUACCAGCAAACCAAUAACCAAAACUUUAUGAGCUCGUUGCCUUCGACAAAUUUGGCCUCUGGAGUUCUGCAAUCCCAAACAUUAGGCCAAAUAAUUCCCGGUGUUAAUUUAAACCAGAUACCCCCUUCUGACUACAUAAGCCAACAAUUAAUACUACAAAGACAACUUGAAGAAAAACAAAGAAUUCUCGAGGAUCAACUUCGUCUAUUGCAACAGCAGCAAAGGCAACAAGAAGAAUUGCUGAGGAAGCAGCAAUAUCUUUUGCAACAAAAAGAAGCCCAAAGACAACAACUUAUUUCCAAUACUCAAAAGUUUCAAGCUCAGAGUUCUGUAAAUAAUUUUCAAAUACAGAAAAAUAUUCCUCAGAACCAGUUCUUAAAUCAGAAUGUACCGGUCAGACCGAACAACGGUCAGGUAUCAAUUCAACAGAGUGUACCUUUAGAAUCGAGCAGUACAGUAACUAAUCAACAAUUACCGAAUCGUGAGGCAGUUGAUUUUCUUAUUCAUUUACAUAGUCAGCAGCCGGAUCAAUUUCCGUUACAAGAAAACCACCUUCCUCAAGGAAUUAGUAAUUUCCUGCACCCGAACUCCGGUCAGAACUUCCACCAAGGAGUUAAUUAUAAUCAAGUAAGAGCAGUCAGCGAUCAAUUUGGUCAACCGAAACAAAGUCAUCGUGUAUUCCGUCAAGAUAGUGGAGUUGGUAACUUUGGGAUAAACCAUCAGAAUUUUAAUGCAUUCAACACUUUCAAUCCAAUCCAUACAAACCGUUUCUUUCCGAUAAAUGCACAGAACCAGUAUAAUGUUGACGCAGAAUUAAAACAAUUAUUAGUACAAAAUGGCCUAAAUGGUAGGAAUCAAGAAGAUUUAAAUAUUGUAUCGAAAGUUUUAUCUCUUAACCAUGGAGUAACGUUAAACAAUAACAUUUCUAACAGGUUACCUUUCGACAGUAGAAGACAUGUGAGGCCACUUAUAUAAGUAAUUUAAGUUGUUAUAAAUAAUAAUGAUUAGUGCAAAGUACUUAUUCAUUUGUUCAAAUGAAGAGCUAUUAAUUGUAUUGUUACUGUUAAGCCAACAAGGUAUUUUUAUGUAAGUAUUACCAAAUGGGUCCUUUUGACGAUUCAAUUACACUUCUUUAAAACCUGCAAAAUUGACAAAUAGAAAUUAACCUGCCUAACCAAAGAAACGCUGAAAUACAAUUUAUGUAUUUUUUAAAUUCACACAUCAUUAAAUCUGUUUCCACAAAUGUUUUAUAUUAUGUUAGUUUUAGAACCUUAUUAUUUAUUUUACUGUAAUAUUGACGAACUGCCAUAAGUAGUAUAAUUAAGAGAGUGAUGACAAUAUUUACUUUUGCAGCUUGCGCGUGAAAUAAACUUAGUAAUUAAUUGGCUGUAGGUACAGGCCACCCCCAUGUAUGUACUUAUUCAAAUGAAUUGUUUUUUUUUUAAUAUAUAAAUGUGCGUUAAUGAAUUUUGAAUUGAAUGAAAAAAAGAAAUAAAAUAUGCUGUUGACCGGAGCUCCUCGUUGUUAGUUUAAGGUAGUAUUUGAGCUUAUAUUACGAACUUUGACCGACAGCUAUUCAGAAAUAAAUGUUGAGUAAGUAAUCGCAGGCCCAGCUAAGUAUAAGUUUAGAUUUAUGCGCAUAUUAAAGAUUCAUAAGAAAAAAUCUUAAGAAACUUGAGCAGUUUUGUUUUCAAUUAUCAAAUCAUCUGUAUAGAGUACACAAAUCGAUUAUCUUGACUUGUUCUACUAAUUACCCGUUAGGUAUAACAGAGUUGUAAAAGCAUAUUGCUUGUUAAAAAUUAUGUAAAGUCAUGAUUUAUUUUAAUGUUAUCCUUUAAGUCUUAAUCUUAAUGCUGAACAUGUCAUAAGUUCUUACUUAGAGUCAUCAUACACAAUAUUGUUAGUACCUCUUAUGUUUAAUUAAGACAAAUGUAAAUAUAUUCAUAUUCACAUAAUAA